Trichogramma pretiosum is the source of this 2651-nucleotide messenger RNA. Its product is annotated as beta-1,3-galactosyltransferase 5-like. Lineage: Eukaryota; Metazoa; Arthropoda; Insecta; Hymenoptera; Trichogrammatidae. Gene Ontology annotation, cellular component: membrane. The record is from RefSeq and is a predicted model, not a curated record. Gene Ontology annotation, molecular function: hexosyltransferase activity. Bases 798 to 2144 code for a protein of 448 amino acids. The transcript has 2 exons.
GAGGCACUGGCAGCCAAGCAGCAGCAGCAGCAGUCGAGUGUGUGUAUAAGUUUAUACACUCGCCCACGGUCCGCUUCAGUACAUGCGCGGCGGGCGCCUCGAAAGGUGACGUCGCCCGAGCCGACACAGAACAGUCGUGUAAGCGCAUACAGAAAACGCUUCGUCGUUUUCAUUGAGCCACAUUUUCCCUCGUCAGCUGCUUUCCUAUACACGUUACAAGUGCGCAAGUGAUACAUGUACGACGAGUGCGCGAGUGUAUGUGUGUAAUAUAUCAUAUACGUGUGUAUAGCAGCAUUCGGGAGUUUGUUCAUCCCUCAGUUGCUGCUGCUACUGCUGCUGCUCUCGUGCAGUCCGCUCGCACACACACACACGUACAGUGACUCGACGGAUGAUGCGCGAAAGCAGAAAAUAUUGAUAAAACGUAAAAGCGAGAUAUCCGAGAGUCCACUCGAUGGAAGAUGGCUCGCACGCGAGUGUCGAAACUUGUGCAUCACCAAAAGUACUACAGUGUCGGUGACGAUGGGUAAUCGUCGUCGUCGUCGUCGUUCUCGAAAGUGGCGCAUUAAAAACACACAUGUUGUUUCCAAUUUAGUGCAGUUUAUUGUUUAGUUAUUAUUUUUUGUUGUUUUAUUCUUUUUUUACUUUUUUUUUGUAAAAAAAAAAAUAAUAAUAAAAUUAAAGAAAAAGAAGGAGAAAAAACACCCCCAACCAGUUAUCAACGACCAAGAUCGAAGGAAUCAUUUUGUUGAAGCCAGGAGCUGCUGUUGCAUAUAAGUAAAUAUAAUCGCUGCAUAAAAAUGGGCAUCCUGAGCCUGCGCAGCCGCGUCGUGCAGAGCCUGGUGCUUUGCCUCGUCGGCUUGACCUUCUACACGUAUUAUCGGACCACCGCCGGCGAAAUGCAACGAGAGUUCGGUUACAUCCGAACCGUGCCCGACAACAAUCGAACGCCGUACUACAACGAGUUGGCGUCUCCGCCGGUGCAGCAACCGCACGCGAGUCACUUGAACGGUGGCAACAGCAGCAGUCCGGAGAUCCCGUCUACGCCCAUGCUGGCCGUCCGUAGCCCGGCCAAUGUCACCGACAGCUCCUCGACGAUAUUCGUUCCGAACAACGUCACGUCGGUCAUCACGGUCAUAUCCAUGUCGUCGUCGCAGUCGUCCUCGUCUUCCGUGGGAUCGAUGGUGCGGCUACUGCCCAGCAACAAUACGCAAACGGGUAUGGUGAGCUCGAGCACGACGACGUCAACGACCAGCACGACGUCGACCACAACGACGACCACGACGACUCCGGAGCCGCCGGUGCCAACUACGCCAGCCGUGAAGAAAGACGCCGCGCGACUCUCCUACCCGAGCGGACACACCGUCUCGGUGCCCGACAGAUGCCCCGAUUUCGGCAAAUUCAUGGAGCUCAUGAUCAUCAUCAUGUCGGCGCCGACGCACUUCGAGGCGAGGACGGCCAUUAGGCAGACCUGGGCGCACUUCGCCGCGCGACGAGACAUCGGCAUUGUCUUUUUGCUCGGCGCAACGAGCGACGCCAAAUUCGAGGCCCAUCUGGACAAGGAGCAAGACAUGUACGGCGACAUAAUUCGCGGUCGCUUCUUCGACUCCUACAACAACCUCACUCUCAAGACCAUCUCGAUGCUCGAGUGGGUGGACAACUACUGCUCGGAGGUGAGGUACAUCCUCAAGACCGACGACGACAUGUUCAUCAACGUGCCGCGCCUCAUGUCCUUCAUUGGCAAGCACAGGCGCGACAGGAACGUCAUUUUCGGCAAGGUGGCCAAGAAAUGGAAGCCUGUGCGCAACAAGUCCAGCAAGUACUACGUGUCGCCGCAAAAGUACCGCAGCCCCUUCUAUCCGGACUUUUGCACGGGUCCGGCCUAUCUCAUGUCCAACGACGUCAUCAACAAGCUCUACGAGGGUGCGCUCAACGAGACUUUCCUCAAGCUCGAGGACGUCUUCGUGACGGGCAUAGUGGCCAGCAAACUCGGAGUGCGACGAGUGCACGCCAACGAAUUUCUCAAUCGCAAGAUUUCCUACAGCCCGUGCAACGUGCAACGAGGCAUCAGCAUACACAUGGUCAAAUACGGCGAGCAGUUCGACCUCUGGAAGAAGUUACUCGACGGCAAGACCAAGUGCAAGUAGUGAUUUUACCUGACCCCCGAUCGCGUCUUGAUCCUCUUUUAACGAGGAUCGCGCGAAUCGCGAGAACUAUUAUCUUUUAAAAAUAUUCGCCGACCGUUCCACUUUUUUGCGCAACGCGGUGGAUUCAUAUACAUAUUAUAUAUAAGCAUGUAAUGUUUAAAAAUCGAGAUAUUCUCGGUUUAUAUUUAUCUGUGAGUCUGCGUGUGCGUGAGUAUGUGCGUCUGAAUAUGUAACUUUAAGAAUUCAGCGAGUUAAGGCGGGACACAUGAUGACACUUAUGAAGAUGCCGCGAGUAGUCAGCGGCAAUAACUAUAGUGAUCGGAAUUUCCAGCCUGGUGCAAUUCGUAUUAUAAAUUGUAAGUUUUUAAAUCAAUUGAAAGCGAGACUCCGUUCGAGUUUGAUGUUAUCGGUGUAGAUAGUUAUCUCCCCUCUUAUUUUUACUUUUCUAUGUAUUAUAAUUUGGUACUUUUGAUGUAAAAUAGCUCGACUAAUGAUUUCGUUGUUAUU